This is a messenger RNA of Hibiscus syriacus, 2199 nucleotides long. RefSeq lists its product as uncharacterized. NCBI's taxonomy places the organism in Eukaryota, Viridiplantae, Streptophyta, Magnoliopsida, Malvales, Malvaceae. The record is from RefSeq and is a predicted model, not a curated record. The coding region runs from base 9 to 1739 and encodes 576 amino acids. The transcript is spliced from 7 exons.
UUGGGAAUAUGGAGGACCUAGGAUUUCAAGAACAAAGCUCAGUGAGAUCAGGUUACGGAGCCGGAACUGCAAGCCCUGACUCUGUUACAUGCACUCUGGAAGCGAAUUUCAGCCUCUUCUCUUCGGCUUCCGCUAGUGUUGAUCGUUGCUCUUUUGCUUCUGAUGCUCAUGACCACGAUUCUCUCGCUUCCGAAAUAUCUUUACAUUUGGCAGGAGAAGAAAGUGGAGAUCAGAAUGAGAGUUCGAGUGGAUCAGAUCCAGAUCCAAACAAAGCUAUAAUAGUCCAUAAGCACAUUCGUCUCUCCAGAAAAGGAGAAAAAGUGAAGGUAAAACAGGAAGAAAAAGAUGCAGCUCAUACAAAGGACGAAACUCAACUCAGAGAUUCAGCAAGAAACUCGUUCUCUCUAGCUCUUAAAGAGUGUCAGGAUAGGAGGACUAGAUCUCACGCUUUGCUGAAGAAUCCUGAUAGGCGAAGACCAGCUUCAUUAGAUCUCAAUAAUGUCUCUGGUUUGUAUCCACGGUUGGGGGUUGUGAAGAAAACAUCUGUUGUGACUCGGAAAAUGGGUGCAUUUCCUAGUCCUGGGACACCCAAUUAUCAUCAUUACUCGAGUGUUGGGAUGCAGAAGGGUUGGAGUUCUGAGAGUGUGCCAUUACACAACAAUGGUGGGAGGCAGGGGAAUGCUGCUGGGUUGUUGGCUUUUAACAAUGGGAGGACUUUGCCUUCAAAAUGGGAAGACGCUGAGAGGUGGAUUUGUAGUCCUGUUUCUGGGGAAAAUGGUGCAAGGCAAUCUAUUGUGGCUCCGCAGAGAAGACCAAAAUCAAAGAGUGGUCCACUUGGUCCUCCAGGGAUUGCUUACUAUUCGCUGUACUCUCCUGCGUUGCAAAUGUUUGAUGGGGAACAUAUGGGAAAUUUCAUGGCUGGUUCUCCUUCUUCUGCUGGCGUAAUUGCAGCUGAUGGUUUGACAACUCAUUCUCGUAACCAUGAUGGAGAAUUUACUGCACGGACCGAGCCUUGCAUGGCCCGUUCUGUUAGCAUGCAUGGAUGCUCUGAGGUAGCAAACCCACCAUUUUUAUCUUCUCAAGAUGCAGAAGAAAAUAUUGAUGUCAUCAAGUAUGCAAGCACUGAUAUUUCUCGAACUGUCUCAAGAAGAGACAUGGCUACCCAAAUGAGCCCACAGAGUAGUACCUACUCAUCUCCCAAAGGAACGCCUUCUUUCUCUACCUCCUCCCUAUCAGCUCUGCCUAUCACGGAAAUGCCGAACAUCCAUUCCUCUAAAUCAGAACUGAGAAAUGUGCCGGUAGAUGAAAGAGCCACCAUGACUAGGUGGUCAAAGAAGCAUAGAGCUAGAAAAACAGGGAAGAGCUCAGAAAUUGUUGAUGAUUGGAGAAAGAAAGCUGUUGAUACUUGUACAUCAACAUGGGAAGUGACAGAGGCAGGAAAGAACAUUUCCAAGAUCAAAAGAGAAGAAGCCAAAAUCACUGCCUGGGAAAAUCUGCUGAAGGCAAAAGCUGAGGCAGCCAUAAGGAAACUAGAGAUGAAGCUAGAAAAAAAGAGAUCGUCAUCGAUGGAUAAGAUAAUGAAUAAUCUAAGAUCAACUCAGAAGAGGGCACAAGAAAUGAGAAGUUCGAUGCUGACCAACCAGGCCCAACAAGCAAAGACCUCGCAUAUGGCUUUAUCUUUCCGGAGAACCCGCCAGAUGGGUUUAUUGAGUGGUUGUUUCACCUGCCAUGCUUUUUAGUGCCUUAGCAAUCUGUUACUAGUUCAAUCAAACCAGAAAUGCCGGGUAUUUUCUACUUGCAAGGGUGAUUUGUUUUCGUUUUUUCCUUUUUAAAUAAUAACAAUAAAAACAUGGGAUUCUGAUAAAUGGAUUGCAUGACUGGUUAAGGGAUGCUUCUUUUCUCUUACCAGUUUGAAGAACAAGGUUCACCGGAGAUGAUGAAUAUUGUACAGGAAGCAAACUAUUUCUCCGACACCAUUUCGUGUCGCUACAGUUUUGAUUGAAUGAAGCACUGCUACCUCCAUCAGAAUUCCCAAUCAGUGCAAGACCCAAAUUGCCAUGUCCUGGGACUUCCAUCCACGGUUUCUGACUAAUACAAUCAUAUUUGCACGUUUGUAUGGAAAUCAACCUUUCAAGUAUUUAUCGUGUAUGUCUUAUAUGACAGUUUGCCAUGGAAAUGGAGAUAUCAUUUAAGUUUUUA